CCGAGAGGGCGAGUCCGCGCUGGUGGGGCCGGGUUUGCGCUGCGGUUCAGGACGCCGGCGCGGGAGCCGGGCCGCUGCUAUGGGGCUGGGGUCCAGCACCGAGCAGCCCGCGGAGACUUCCGAGGGCUUCCACCUACACGGGGUGCAGGAGAACUCACCAGCACAGCAGGCGGGCCUGGAGCCUUACUUCGACUUCAUCAUCACCAUCGGGCACUCGCGGCUGGUGAGCCCCUCACCCUGUCUCGACCUUGCUGUGUCACUGAACAAGGAGACUGACACCCUGAGGGAUCUGUUGAAAGCCAACGUGGAGAAGCCCGUGAAGCUGGAGGUGUUCAACAUGAAGACCAUGAAGGUGCGCGAGGUGGAGGUGGUGCCCAGCAACAUGUGGGGCGGCCCGGGCCUGCUGGGCGCCAGCGUGCGGUUCUGCAGCUUCCACAGGGCCAACGAGCACGUGUGGCACGUGCUGGAUGUGGAACCCUCUUCACCCGCCUCCCUUGCUGGCCUGCGCCCCUACACAGACUAUGUGAUUGGCUCCGACCAGCUGCUCCAGGAGUCUGAGGACUUCUUCACUCUCAUCGAGUCCCAUGAGGGGAAGCCCUUGAAGCUGAUGGUUUAUAACUCGGAGUCCGAUUCCUGCCGGGAGGUGUCUGUGACUCCCAAUGCCGCCUGGGGUGGAGAGGGCAGUCUGGGGUGUGGUAUCGGCUAUGGAUACCUGCAUCGGAUCCCAAUCCAGCCCCCCAGCUACCACAAGAAGCCACCUGGUACCCCACCACCUGGUGUCCCGCAACCUGGUACCCCACCACCUGGUACCCCAUCACAAGGUGCUCUGCCAUCUGGUACCUUGUCACCUGGACCCACCCCCCAGGACUCUCCUGUCCCUCCUGGCCCAGAUACGGGUGCCAGGCAGGGUGGCUACAUGGAGGCCCUGCUGCAGGCACCUGGCUCCUCCGUAGAGGGGCUGCUUCCUGAGCCUUCGAGCCUCGGCUAUGGUGCACCAGACCUUGGGGGGCUUCUGCGUCCCAUGGAGACUCCUCUUCAGCCUCCGCCUCCAGUGCAGCGAGUCAUGGACCCAGGUUUCCUGGACGUGUCAGGCAUCUCCGUCUUGGACAGCAGUGCCAGCGUCUGGCCCAGCCUGCCCUCCUUCCCAGGGCUGACCUCCACCGCUGCAUCAGCCUCGGGGCUGGAGGACGUCUGCUCCAGCAGUGGCUCUCAUGAGCGUGGCGGUGAGGCCACAUGGUCUGGGUCGGAGUUUGAGGUCUCCUUCCCGGACAGCCCAGGCGCCCAGGCCCAGCAGGACCACCUGCCUCAGCUGACCCUUCCCGACAGCCUCACCUCUGCAGCCUCGCCAGAAGAUGGGCUGUCUGCUGAGCUGCUCGAGGCUCAGGCCGAGGAGGAGCCGGCAAGUGCGGCGAGUCCAGAUGUCGGGGCUGAGGCCGAGGCUGAGGCUGAGGGGGCAGCCAGCCAGGCCCAGGUUUCUACCCCGGAAUAACACCCUGGGCGAUGACAAGGCCCCUGAUGGCAUUUUGAGAGGCCCAGAUAUGGGGAGGUGGCUCAGGGCACACUUUGGGCCCAGCUCCUUGCCUGACCCCAGCCUAGUGUGUCCAGCCUCCUAGGCUGUGGUUCCGAGGGACGUGCAGGGACUCCUGAUGGUGGGGGGGCUCUUGCAUCCACUCAGACCCUACCGAUCUCCAAGAAAUGACCUCCCAGCAUUAAUUCUGCGUGAUGGUCCUGGCUUUGGGGAACUGGGCACCUGCUGGCGGAUCUCAGACACGUCCUUUCGGGGGCAGGCACCUGGGCGCAGCCCCCUAGGUUGACUCGGUUGUGUGGGAGUUGGGGUAGUAGAGGGAAGACUUCCUUGCUGCUUGUGUGGGGUUGAUGCCUCAGUGGGUAGUAAGAGGUGGUUGGGCCUUGGGGAAGGGCAUCUAUUGGCCAUGUACCCCGAGGCCCAGUGCUUACUCCGCUUGGCCUCUGUGGCUUCCCAGGAGACAGCGGGGUCCAGGCAGCAUCAGGUGUGGCGACGGGGUGCCUGCGGGUUGCUUUGUAGAGCUUGCCGUGAUUCUCCUGCACAGCUCAGCCGGCCCGCUCUGCACCAGAAGGCACGCCCAAACCCAGGGAACCCCUGGAGGCCUAAUACUGUCUCUCUUGUCAUGUGCCGCAUCCCUCCCUGUGCCGCCCUGCACACAGUUGGCUCAGGCUGACCGACAUCUGCCAGCCACAGCGGGAGGGGAGAGGCAGUGAACUUGCCCACCCCUCCUGGGAGAGAAGGGCAGGAAGUUCUAGGCCCUUCAGCAGAGACUCACCUGUGCGUAGACCCCGAUGUUUCUUCCUCCCCAGGGCCUGCACCCCAGACCUCAUAUCCCACUGGUGAGUCCUUUCUCCUCCCAAAUUCACACGGCUGUGUCUUACACACACACAUGCGCGCGCACGGCACCCAGCCAGUCCCGGUGCUGACUGAGUUACAAGUUUAACUCCGCCGUCCUAAGCGGACUCUCAGAGCCAGUCAGGACUGGACCACACAGCUCCCACCACAAGGGGAAAUGACAGGCUUGGGCAAGAGUGGAUAAGGGCCUUUCUGUUCUUUCCCACAGUACCGUGUAUGCAUGGGAGGAGUGGGGGGCGGGGAGGCCAUUCCUCCCUCCACCUUGGGAGGCUUGGGGUGCCUUGGGAGGCUAAGGCUAGGGUGGGCCUUCUGCCCGGCCCGCAGGAAGGGGUGGCUCCCCUAGGAAGGCCCUUCCAUCACCUGGCAUCCUCUCCUGCUUGGCUAGAAUCCUUCCCACACGCCCGGCUUAUUACUGAGAAAGCUGCCUCUGGCCCUGUCUUCUAGUCUCUAUCCAUCUAAAGUACCCUCUUUGCUGCUUAAUUUGUAAUGUCUGCACUGAAAAGGGAACUUCGAGCUCUGUCAGGCCUGUAGCACAAGGACUGUCAGCUCUGGGGAGCACAGAUCAAGUACAUGGCAGGAAGGACCCAAACCAGCAAACACUUGGAAGUUUCUAGCAUUCUGACCACAUUCAAAGCAAACCCUGUCAGGGCCACCAGCACAGAUGAGCUUACAAGACAGGGAGGCCUUGUGUCCAAAGCCACUUCUGGAGUCUGGUUCCUAGGCUGUCUGGGAGCCCAGGGUCCCCUGCAGGAACCAGGACUAGGACAGAAUCACCACGGGACUGCUCGGUGGGCAGCCUCCUUUAGCUGCGGCCUGGCAGUCUCGGCAAAGUCACCCCCACCCAAGGGUCUGGGCUUCCUCACUCUACACACUCCUGGCCCAAAUGGGAGGGUAAAACGGUUAUCAGUGCUAGUGAUUUCCAGGGUCAUUGUGAAGCCAGAGGUUUCUUAACUUCUCUAUAAUCUGCUAUGAGGGGAAAUGACAAGUGAAAAAAAUAACAUGUACUACAUUUUGAAUAUUUUAACUAAAGCCUUUAUUCUAUACAACUGAAA
Molecule: messenger RNA, 3432 nt
Organism: Artibeus jamaicensis (Jamaican fruit-eating bat)
Lineage: Eukaryota; Metazoa; Chordata; Mammalia; Chiroptera; Phyllostomidae
Gene: GORASP1
Product: golgi reassembly stacking protein 1
Exons: 9
Coding region: 80-1489 (469 amino acids)
Biological process (GO): Golgi organization
Cellular component (GO): Golgi apparatus
Molecular function (GO): protein binding
Source: RefSeq, a predicted model, not a curated record